UUCGCAUGAACGAUUGUUACCAGGGCUGCGACUACGUGGAAUAUAACCCCAAAGUGCAGUUUAUACGGAAAGUGAACAAUGCCAAUAAUAAAAACUACACCAAACUAGCUGUCCACUACGCUUCCAGAACCUGCUUGAAGUACAGGAGGCAAAUCAUCUACACCUGGGAUCAGAUGUUGGCUAACCUCGGUGGGAUUUUCGGUCUCUGCUUAGGAGGCUCUUUUAUAAGUCUCAUAGAAAUAGUCUGGUUUCUCAUAGACCUCCUCGUCACCAUAAAAAAGGGUUACAGAGAGAAACCGAAGAAAAAUAAAGUCCUCCUUCUUAACGAAAAAUAUAGUCAGAAUCACGACAAACACGAGAAACGAUAUUACAAGUUUACAAAUUAAUGUUCACCACAACUGGUAAUGGAUCUCUUUUUAGUUUGGAUGAGAAAGUAUUAAGGUAGUUAUGUGUCGUAUUGUGUGUAACUGGCCUAUGUACAGUCAACC
This is a messenger RNA of Leguminivora glycinivorella, 488 nucleotides long. RefSeq lists its product as uncharacterized. Bases 6 to 386 code for a protein of 126 amino acids. The record is from RefSeq and is a predicted model, not a curated record. Gene Ontology annotation, biological process: sodium ion transport. The transcript is spliced from 3 exons. Gene Ontology annotation, molecular function: sodium channel activity. Gene Ontology annotation, cellular component: membrane. NCBI's taxonomy places the organism in Eukaryota, Metazoa, Arthropoda, Insecta, Lepidoptera, Tortricidae.